AUGGUUCAUGGCGGGUAUGGUGGUGGUAGUUUCUCAUUUAAUUUUUAUUCAACGGAUAUUGCUUGUGGAGAUGGGAGUGGAGGUGGUCAAACCGCUGUCAAAUUUUUCGAAAAUGAUCUCUGGCAUCGCGUGAUUGUGAGCGGUGGUGGAGGUGGUUCUGAUAACUUUAAUCCUAAUAAUAACGACUAUAUGAGAGAUGAUGAUGGAUCUGGUGGAUCUGGAGGCGGGCAAACAGCACAAGGUUUUUGGAUUAAUGGCAAGUAUAUAUCACGAUAUUUAGCAAAUACCACUUCAGGAUUUACAUUUGGUUCAGGCGAAUCUGCACAAGAAUUUGGAUCAAAAAGCGAUUUUGGAGUCAAGGAAUAUGAAGGUGGCACUGACAGACCAGGUGCAGGAAGUGGAUGGUUUGGAGGAUUUGCAAGUCAUAAUGGAAAUGGAGGUUCAGGAGGAGGAAGUUCGUGGGUUUUGUCAGAAGAUGCAGAUAUCCCAGAUGGAAAUAUUGCAGCGAAAGGACCUUUCUUCAACAUAACAGAUGAACGUCCAUACUUCUUCAGAAAAACGGAUGGAUAUCUUUUCUAUGACAUUGUUAACAUCCCAGGUGUUUGGGAAGGCAACGGUAAACUUGUCAUUACUAUAUUAGACAAACUAUCUCUUCCUUCUUGUUUCUCUGUUUGUUAUCUACAUUUCUCAUAUCAUCUUUUAUUUGCUCUUUUCACUAAUUCUCCAAUAAAAUAA
Messenger RNA from Trichomonas vaginalis G3, 735 nucleotides. RefSeq names its product glycine-rich protein family. The coding region runs from base 1 to 735 and encodes 244 amino acids. NCBI's taxonomy places the organism in Eukaryota, Parabasalia, Trichomonadida, Trichomonadidae. The transcript has a single exon. The record is from RefSeq and is a predicted model, not a curated record.